AUGAAGUUCGCUACUGAAGAAGAGCUCGCUGCCCACAACCGCGCUACCAUCCGCGGCGCCCUUGAGGGCACAGCCGCAGGCCUCGCCCUCUCCGUACCCGGGUCCAUAUUCCUCCACCGCCGCUGGCCUGCCUACCGCGCCCUCCCCAUCCAACUCAAAGCCAUGUUCUGCAUCUUCGUUACCGCGCCCCUCUACGCCAUCCAGGCCGAGCGCCGCGGCGUCAAGGCCCAGGAGGAGAGCCGGUGGAAGCGCCUCGGUACUGAGGAGAAGCUCAAGGACUGGGCCGUCCGCAACCAUACAAGAUCAUCCUGGGAUCUUGGGCAGCGGUAUGGCGCUUGCUGGUGGUAUUGUCUGGCGGACAGGCACCAGUCAGCCACCCAAAAGAUUGUCCAAGCCGCCGCCGAACACCGGCCGGUCGACCACACAUGGAAGGGCAUGGUGCAAGAGUUCGAGGACGAAGAACGUGCUCGCGAGCAGUACCAGCUCAUGCACGCACCCGCACCCGCCCCUUCAUCGUCGUCCUCAUAAGCCACUAUCCAUCUCUCGGACCGUUCACGACCGUCAUGCCACUAUCCCCUAAUCGCAUCCUAAUUUGUUAGAGUCGGUCUUGGUAGACAUCACUCUAGACAUACCAUCUACGCUGCACGAGAUUGG
Messenger RNA from Fomitopsis serialis, 654 nucleotides. RefSeq lists its product as uncharacterized. Bases 1 to 528 code for a protein of 175 amino acids. The transcript is spliced from 6 exons. Lineage: Eukaryota; Fungi; Basidiomycota; Agaricomycetes; Polyporales; Fomitopsidaceae. The record is from RefSeq and is a predicted model, not a curated record.